Messenger RNA from Dreissena polymorpha, 3761 nucleotides. RefSeq lists its product as uncharacterized. Gene Ontology annotation, molecular function: voltage-gated proton channel activity. The record is from RefSeq and is a predicted model, not a curated record. Gene Ontology annotation, cellular component: plasma membrane. Bases 725 to 2038 code for a protein of 437 amino acids. The transcript is spliced from 9 exons. Gene Ontology annotation, biological process: proton transmembrane transport. NCBI's taxonomy places the organism in Eukaryota, Metazoa, Mollusca, Bivalvia, Myida, Dreissenidae.
AAAGGACGCGGUGAUGCUGAAUAUCUCUAUUGCAGCAUUAAUCGAUUAACACUGGUUACCGAUUUCGCGUCUGUCAGCUUUCAUUUGCCUAAGAUUCGCACAAUGGAUCCUGCAUUUCGAAAGAUAGACAUUCAAUUGGAUAUUGUUACUGCUUUGUUGGUUUAAAAACGCAUAAUCGUUAUCGUGUUUUUGUGGUGUUUCUUUGGAUACACGAAAACCACUAGCGCCGGCAAGACUUACAUAACAAUUUUAAAAGACAUAACAAUUUUAAAAGACAUGUGCUACUUUAAAGGAGAUUAUUUCGCAAUAUUAUCAAUUAUGUAUGGAACACUUGUAUGGGCGUAUCGCAUCACACGUAUUUCUGACAAUGCGUUAUCUCAUUUCCAAUUCAAAACUAAAAUACUGUAAUCAAAUAACACACGUGUAGCAAUUUAAAUAAGUGCGCGUUCAGUUUGGAACCCAUCGUUUUUGGACCUGUUAUUGGCUAGCGUGGAUGUUAUUUUGUGUGUAAACCUCGCUGUGGGUGUUGCUGUACGUUUGCAAUUAGUCAACGCGGUUACUGAUACAUUAUCAACUGAUUGAAACAUGACGGCGAUAAUGUGAGGGAAGUUGAUACAGAAGAUUGGUCGAUACACUCAUACAUAUGUAUAUAUACAUGAUGGAUUGCAUGUGACUUGACCGUUUUUACCACAUUUGUGAACAUCAAACUUAUUGGACUUACGAGAUGACAACCACCAAUACCAGAUGUUCGUGCUGUCGGUGGUUGUACAGUCUCUACGGGGAGUGCCUCGUUAUUGUGUGCACACUUCUGCACGUGUUCAUGACCACUGCGGAAAUCCUCAUACAUCUAGAAAUCAUAAAUGUCCCUGGCAAGACUCCGGUCGAUGGUACAGAGGUGACCGUCACCACACCCUCAGACAGCAACGUCACGACAAGUCUCGACCCAGGGGGGUGUAAGGAGGAGGAGAUGCACGACAACCUGGCUAUUAAAGUUAUGCAAUAUGGAACACUCGCAUUAUCCGUAGCGUUCGUCAUUGAGAGUAUUUGUAGACUGAGCUUCUCAAUGCUGGAUUUCUUCCGAGAUUGUUGGCAGGUGACGGACCUUGUUAUAGUAUUAUGUAGCUUGGCGGCGGAAGUGACGUUGUACGUUCUGCACGAGAAGCCCGUCUGCAUCAAAGCCGCCACCGAGGCGGCCCAGUUCGUUGUGAUUCUAAGAUUGUGGCGUAUACCUCGCACGUGCAACAUUCGACGGCAGCAGUACCGAAACAAGAUCGAGAACGAAAUCAAGUAUUGGAGGCAGUUCAAGACCGAUUCGGAGUCGCAGCUGAAGAAGGUGAUGGCGGACUCGGAGCGGCAGGUGGGGCAGCUGGAGACCAUGUACAGGAGUCAGGUGAUGGAGCUGCAGCAGCUGAGGACGGUGCUCAAACAGAACAGCUUCGUCGCCGAGGACCACAGUGAAACUGUCUUGGAUGAGACAAAACAUAUCGCCAACGGAUUUGCCAAACCACUUGCAAAUGGUGACGUCACGGAUGGCGUCGCAAACACGCACGCGGUGACGAUUCUUUUAGAAGAAACUAAAUAUGCAAAAGCACCGUCAUCGUCAGAUUUGGAGCGUAACGACUCUGAUAGUAAAAACAGUAAGAAAAACUCGCUUAACGAAACGGACAAGGUAACAAGUACGAUGGUUAAACCUCCUCGACAGAAAUUGGGUGGAAAGGUGCCGUCUGUUAUAGUGCAAGAGGAUGAAGCGUUCGACAGCGACGGAUCGGAGAUUCCAGCGGACGCCGUCGUUAGUGUUCAGGAAGUGGAGGUACAGAUUGAGGCGAUGUCCAGACAAAACCGGUUGUCCUCAGAGUCCAUUACCAAGGAGAUUGCUGACGCAGUGGCUGUACGGAGUGUGGAGUUGAGACGGAAGUCUAGUUUCGAAGGGACAUUCUUUGUGAAUCGUGGUUACGCUACCGAGGAAGACGAUGUUGCAGAUUUAGACGGUACUCGGACGUAUAGAAGUGCCGAUGGUAUUCCGAUGACGGAUUUGUAACGAAGCUGUAACGAAAGGUGUCCCGAAUACGCAUCAAACAGAAUAAGCAUCGCUCUUGGAAAACUGGGCUUAAUGCAUCUGACCCAGAUGAGCCUGUGAAAUCCGCAGAGACUAAUCAGGGACGACAUUUUCCGCUUUUAUUGUAUUUUUAUUGUAAAGGAAGUAACUUCUUAGUGAAAACCAAGUUUAUUCGGAAAGUGUCCUCUCUGAUAAGCAUUGCGGCCUGCAGUGUCUAAUCUGGGACAACACUUUACUCACAUGCAUUAAACCCCGUUGUACCCGAGCGUGGAUCAAAUUAUACAAAAGAACGCCAGAAACGACAUUAUAAUACAUACUGAUCCAAAAUUUCGUUGACCAAGUUAAUGCCUUAUUUAUUAACGGCAAGAUAUCGAUAAGUUAUAUUUUAUUUCCGUGUAGACCCGGCCUUGCCAACCUUGUGCUUUUUGAUCACACCUCGUAUUAUCGUUUCCUAUGAUAUAAGUGACAAAAAUGGCAUUUUAUUUCGAAACCUAUAUUAUAUUUUACCCAUUUAUGCCUAGCGUCUAGAAAAAGGGCUUUGGCAAACAGCGUAGACCCAGAUGAGACGCCGCAUGAUGCGGCGUCUCAUCAGAGUCUGCGCUGUUUGCUUAAAGGAAUUUCCGUAAGAAAUAUUCUAAAUAUAGAAAUAAAUAUACUAGACAUCCCUAAUUUUGGAAAUAAAUUGAUCCAAUUUCGAAGGACGGGAGAGUCCACUAGGCAUUAAUGGGUUAAUAUAUAAACUUGCAUUUUAAAAAUAAGAAACCAUAAUAAACUCAUUAACUACAUUUUCUAAAAUAUAUAAAUUUCCUUAUAGAAGACCAUAUAUUACAUUUAAUUCUAUCUUCACUGACAGCACGUAGGCGUUUUGCUUUAACCGAUAAUACAGAAAUGUUUAUGGAUUUACAAAGUCACUCACCUUUGCUCAUAUAUUUCUCAGAUAACUGAAACAUGACAUCUUAAAAAUUUGUAUACAAGGUUAUCACGCAAUUAGCCUGUAAAAGGCGUUCACAGUUCGUGAUCAUAACAACUACUAGUUUGUUAUUACGGUUUAGUUGGAAUCGAGUGUCGUUUCGAACAGAUAUUAACAGUAAUCCGUUAAAAUAGUUCUAGUUAUUACAGAACUAAUUAUUUCGCAGCUGGACUGCUUUUUGCUUUUUCAUAAGUAAUAGUGUCAUUUUUUAUGUUGAAUCCAAAGAUGUUACAUAUUGCAUGUGUUGUAUCCUACAUUGAACAUUUCCCUCUAUAGCUCGAUUGGUCAUUGUCGGCUCGGGUACUACUUACAUGUGCCCCAGGUACUCUUAAGUAUACUUAAAUGUACCCCGGGUACGGUAAAUAUACUAAAACGUACCCGGGAAUUUUUAACGCUAAGCCAGUUGUUGUCGGCUAUUCUUUUUGUAAAUUAUGUACACAGCUGUGUCGAUUUUCUGUUAAAUUGCCACUAUAUUAUCGAAACUCAUACUCAAAAAGUAUGUUGAUGCAGUUUUUUAUUAAAGAGAAGUUUGUUUAAGAUAUACAAUAUCGUACCCGGCGUAAAUGUAUGUAUACUUAAGAGUACCCGGGGUACAUGUAAGUAGUACCGGAGCCAACAAUGACCAAUCAAGCCCCACUAUAUUACAUAUUGUCGCUGGUAGGUUAUUUAUUGUCAUACAUGUAAUGUCUUUUAUAAUGUGAUUAUUUAAUAAAUAAAUGUACAUUUACCAGUUAA